Paralichthys olivaceus (Japanese flounder) is the source of this 1876-nucleotide messenger RNA. Lineage: Eukaryota; Metazoa; Chordata; Actinopteri; Pleuronectiformes; Paralichthyidae. The record is from RefSeq and is a predicted model, not a curated record.
GUUAGCGGAUGUACUGCGUCGGUUCCUGUCCCUGUCAGUCUGCGCUGUAUUUGACUGUGAGAGAAGUAUGGACUCUCCCAGUGUAACCUCAGUGGUCCUGCUGGCCUGCGGCUCCUUCAACCCCAUCACCAACAUGCACCUGAGGUUGUUUGAAUUGGCUCGAGAUCAUCUUGAAGACACAGGUCAGUACAGGGUGGUGAGCGGCAUCAUCUCUCCUGUGGGCGAUGGCUAUAAGAAGAAGGGUUUGAUUGAGGCCUGCCACCGUCUGGAAAUGGCCAGAUUGGCCACAGAGAACUCAGACUGGAUCACCGUAGAUUCCUGGGAGAGCUUGCAGCCUGAGUGGGUGGAGACGGCUAAAGUGGUUCGGCAUCACUAUGAGAAACUGCUCGAGACAGAGCAGAACUGUGAUGAGACGGACACAGUCAAAUACACCAAAAGGAGACGAAUAGAGAAUUUUUCUGAGGCUUCAUCUCAUCAGAAAAGUAGAGGCAGCCCUCAGCUGAUGUUGCUGUGUGGGGCUGACAUCCUGGAGUCCUUUGGGGUCCCCAAUCUGUGGAAGCAGGAGGACAUCACUGAGAUCCUGGGCCGCUAUGGUUUGGUCUGCAUCACUCGCGUUGGCAGCGACCCAAACAAGUUUAUCUACAAGUCGGAUUUGCUGUGGAAGCAUCGCAAGAACAUCCACUUGGUCCACGAGUGGGUGACCAACGAUAUCUCCGCCACUCACGUGCGCCGGGCGCUUCGCAGAGGUCGGAGCGUCAGGUACCUGCUGCCAGACGCCGUGUUGAGCUACAUUCAACAGAACGACCUCUACAGUGCAGAGAGCGAGCAGAAAAAUGCAGAUGUGGUUCUUGCACCACUUCAGAGAUACUCUGGGGCGUCCUCGAACGGAUCACAUUGUAUUCACACGCACAUCUCAGGAGGAAUCAAAGGGGUCAACAAAAUGCCUACCAGCCUCUGUGGCACAUGGGACAUCAUCAGCAAUGUCAACUUUGAGGGCUACAUGAUUGCACUGGGCAUCAGCCCUUGCUUAAGAAAAAUUGCUCUGAAGGUGAAGUUGAAGAAGAUGAUUGAGCAGCAGGGAGACCAUUUUAUCAUCAAAACGCUAAGCCCCCUCCGAACUUACACUCUCUCCUUUCUGGUGGGCCAGGAGUUUGAGGAGUUCACCAAGGGACUGGACAACAGACACAUGAAGUCACAGGUGACAUGGGAGGGGAAUAAACUGGUGUGUGAACAAAGUGGAGAGAAGAACGGCCGUGGCUGGACUCACUGGAUCGAAGACAACAAGCUGCAUCUGGAGUUGUACUGUGAAGGAGAAGUCUGCAAGCAGGUUUUUAAGAAGAAUGCGUCGGACUGAAGAAGACAGAGAGUUGUAUUAGGUGAUGAAUGACACUGUGUGUCAGAUUCACUGAACUACAACAAAAGAAAUGUUGUAAAAAUUCAGGUUGUGGUAUUUUCUCUGUAACUAGACAUCAGUGUGGAUAUACACCAGUAGAUGGCAUCCCUGCAUUACUUUAGUCAGACUACACAGGUCUGUAGCUUGCUGGUGCUGGCCUCAAGUAAUAAAUAUACAGAAUGAAGAGCAUCAGGCAUGUUUAUUGCACCUUUCAGCUGGCUGAAAAAAAGCCUGUAUAACCAGCCUCUGAAACUUUUUGUUUCUCAGAAACCUUUUUUGUACAAAUUACAAUAUAUAUACACAAUAUAUGCAUUUUCUUUGAGGUGGCUUUUUGCUCUUAUUCUGGCAUUUGGUUGAGCUAUAUGUCAAAUCAAAAUCUCAGAUUUAUGCAAAUACUCAAUGUGCAGCAAAAGUGAGGUGCAUUAUGUCUGGAAUAAAAUCUUGUUUUGGAAUUUUGUGAAAUAAAAAUGGUUUUGAAAAGAA